AUGGAAUUACCGUGGAAGUACCAUGUCUUCUUGAGCUUUAGGGGAGAAGACACCCGCGACAGCUUCACAGGUCACUUACAUGCUGCUCUUGAACGAAGAGGUAUCAUAACUUUCAUAGAUGAUGAACUUAGGAAAGGAGAAGAUAUCUCCCAAGAACUCUUCCAAGCCAUUGAGGAAUCUCUCGUCUUCAUUGUUAUUCUUUCCCCAAACUAUGCUUCUUCUCGUUGGUGUUUGGCUGAACUCCAAAAGAUUCUUGAAUCCAAGCGAUCUUUGGGAAGAGAAGUUGUUCCGGUAUUCUUUAACAUAGAUCCAUCUCAUGUGAGACAUCAAAGAGUUACCAUUGGAGAUGCCUUUAAAAGCCACAGGCAGAGAUUUGCUGAUGAGAAGGUCCAAGGAUGGAGAGAUGCUUUACGUGAAGUUGGCAAUAUAUCUGGCUACGAUUGCAACGACCGGUAA
This is a messenger RNA of Neltuma alba, 456 nucleotides long. Its product is annotated as TMV resistance protein N-like. Lineage: Eukaryota; Viridiplantae; Streptophyta; Magnoliopsida; Fabales; Fabaceae. The coding region runs from base 1 to 456 and encodes 151 amino acids. The record is from RefSeq and is a predicted model, not a curated record. The transcript has a single exon. Gene Ontology annotation, biological process: signal transduction.